Messenger RNA from Mandrillus leucophaeus (drill), 3139 nucleotides. Its product is annotated as probable ATP-dependent DNA helicase HFM1. Lineage: Eukaryota; Metazoa; Chordata; Mammalia; Primates; Cercopithecidae. The transcript is spliced from 26 exons. Bases 81 to 2621 code for a protein of 846 amino acids. The record is from RefSeq and is a predicted model, not a curated record.
UACAGAAGUAUGCAUAUUCCGUAAGAGAUUCAAAACUGAGAGAUAUCUUAAAAGAUGGUGCCGCUUAUCAUCAUGCUGGUAUGGAGCUGUCAGAUAGAAAAGUAGUUGAGGGAGCUUUUACUGUUGGAGAUUUACCAGUUCUUUUUACUACCAGUACUUUAGCUAUGGGAGUAAAUUUGCCUGCUCACCUAGUAGUUAUAAAAUCUACAAUGCAUUAUGCUGGAGGACUGUUUGAAGAGUACAGUGAAACAGAUAUUCUACAGAUGAUUGGUAGAGCUGGUCGACCUCAAUUUGACACUACAGCUACUGCAGUUAUCAUGACUCGAUUAAGCACAAGAGACAAAUACAUUCAGAUGUUAGCUUGUAGAGACACUGUAGAAAGCAGUUUGCACAGACAUCUUAUUGAGCAUUUAAAUGCAGAGAUAGUACUGCAUACCAUCACGGAUGUGAAUAUUGCUUUGGAAUGGAUACGAUCAACUUUGCUUUAUAUCAGAGCCUUGAAAAAUCCAUCUCAUUAUGGUUUUGCAUCUGGAUUGAACAAAGAUGGAAUUGAAGCAAAAUUACAAGAAUUAUGUUUGAAGAAUCUGAAUGAUUUAUCAUCCCUGGACUUAAUAAAGAUGGAUGAAGGUGUUAAUUUCAAACCAACUGAAGCAGGAAGAUUGAUGGCUUGGUAUUAUAUUACAUUUGAGACGGUGAAGAAAUUUUAUACAAUCAGUGGAAAAGAAACCUUAUCAGAUCUGGUUACACUGAUAGCCGGCUGCAAGGAAUUUCUAGAUAUACAGUUAAGGAUAAAUGAAAAGAAAAUACUGAAUACUUUGAACAAAGAUCCCCAUCGGAUAACUAUCAGAUUUCCAAUGGAAGGAAGAAUUAAAACAAGAGAAAUGAAAGUAAAUUGUCUUAUUCAGGCUCAACUAGGAUGCAUUCCCAUACAAGAUUUUGCUUUGACGCAAGAUACCGCAAAGAUUUUCAGACAUGGCUCCCGAAUUACAAGAUGGUUGUCAGAUUUUGUAGCUGCUCAAGAAAAGAAGUUCACCGUACUAUUGAAUAGUUUGAUUUUAGCUAAAUGUUUUAGGUGUAAACUUUGGGAAAACUCUCUGCAUGUAUCCAAACAACUGGAAAAAAUUGGUAUAACAUUGUCAAAUGCAAUCGUAAAUGCUGGUUUGACUUCCUUUAAAAAAAUAGAAGAGACAGAUGCAAGGGAACUUGAAUUGAUUUUAAAUAGACAUCCCCCCUUUGGAACCCAGAUAAAAGAAACUGUGAUGUAUCUACCAAAAUAUGAACUUAAAGUGGAACAGAUUACAAGAUACAGUGAUACGACGGCAGAAAUAUUAGUGACUGUUAUAUUAAGAAACUUUGAACAGCUACAAACUAAAAGAACAGCGUCGGAUUCUCACUAUGUUACCUUAAUCGUAGGUGAUGCAGAUAAUCAGGUAGUUUAUCUGCACAAGAUUAUGGAUUCUGUUUUGCUAAAAGCUGGAAAUUGGGCUAAAAAGAUUGCUGUGAAGAGAGCUCUUAAAUCUGAAGAUCUUAGCAUAAAUCUAAUAAGUUCUGAAUUUGUUGGGCUUGAUGUUCAGCAGAAAUUUACAGUCUUUUACUUAGAACCCAAGAGGUUUGAAAAUCAAAUGACUAUGCAAAGAAAAUCUGAAACACAGAUUUCCCAUUCUAAACUUUCAGAUAGAUCUACAGUGGCAGGACCUAAUAAAGGAAUGACUGCCAGCAAAAAACUUGGGAACCGAGAAUGCAAUCAUCCUUGUAAAAGUAAACAUACAUGUGGACAUGACUGCUGUAAAAUUGGAGUUACACAGAAGUCAGAAAUUAAAGAGUCAACAAUUUCUUCAUAUUUAUCUGAUUUAAGAAACAGGAAUGCUGUUUCAUCUGUUCCUCCGGUUAAACGUCUGAAGACACAGAUGAAUAAAUCUCAAAGUGUGGACCUUAAAGAGUUUGGUUUUACUCCAAAACCUUCCCUUCCUAGUAUAUCAAGGUCAGAAUAUUUAAACAUAUCUGAAUUACCUAUAAUGGAGCAGUGGGAUCAGCCUGAAAUCUAUGGAAAAGUUAGACAAGAACCAUCUGAAUAUCAAGACAAAGAAGUUUUGAAUGUGAACUUUGAAUUGGGAAAUGAAGUUCGGGAUGAUUUUGAUGAGGAAAACUUAGAAGUUACUAGCUUUUCAACUGAUACUGAGAAGACAAAAAUAUCAGGAUUUGGAAACACUUUGAGUUCAAGUACCAGGGGAAGUAAGCUACCCCUUCAGGAGUCAAAGAGCAAAUUCCAAAGAGAAAUGUCAAACAGUUUUUUUUCAUCACAUGAGAUGUCAGAUAUUUCUUUAUCAAAUUCUGCUAUGCCCAAGUUCAGUGCAUCCUCCAUGACAAAAUUACCUCAACAAGCCGGAAAUGCAGUUCUUUUCCAUUUUCAAGAAAGAAAACCACAAAAUCUGUCACCAGAGAUUGAGAAGCUAUGCUUUACUUGCUCUGAAAAAAAACCAAAGUCUUCAAAUUAUAAAAAAGUGGAUUUUUUUAUUAGAAACAGUGAAUGUAAAAAGGAAGUUGAUUUCAGUAUGUAUCAUCCUGAUGAUGAAGCUGAUGAAAUGAAGUCUUUAUUGGGAAUAUUUGAUGGUAUUUUCUAAAACAAACAAAUGCUUUUAUAUUAAUAAGAGAAAGAAUAAAGACACCUAAUCACAAAGCACGCUUUUCAUUUUUAAAAAGUAGUUCAUAAUUGUUCAGAGUUUUUUCUCCUGAAUUUGAUUAGCUUUGUUCACUUUUUGCAACAAAAUAUAUGGACCGAUUUAUUUUCCCAUUAUAUUGUAACUUCUUGAAAAGCUCUUUUACAGUGGCUUUGUUUCAGUAAGCCCUUAAGUUAAGGGCUUAUUGCACUUAGAAAUAAGUUGCACUUAGAAAUAAUUAUUUGGUUAUUAAUUGGAUUUUGACAAGAACCAAUGUAAAAUUUUAUUUUUAUAUUUUGUUAAGAAGAAAAUAUUCUUUGAAAGCAAAAUAAUGCUAAUGCAAUGAAUCUGCUUAUUGUAUGGAUUAAUCACUAAUAUUAUUCCCAUGUAUUUUGUUUUACUAAGAUUUUUAAGAAUCCAAUGACUAUUUGAACCUACUGUUAUCUAACUUUGAGCAACAAUAAAUGAAACAUUAAUCAGUA